CGGUCACUUUCACCAAAACAAAAAACACUUCGCUCUCGCUAGCUGUUUAGUCAUUUUGUUUCAGACGAAAAAAAUGGUUUAAAUUCACAAUCCUAUGCCAUGUGCACUAGACGGAAACUCUAGUUAGCAUUAGAUAGCGGAAACAUUAUAUAUUUUUUAUAUUUUAUCCACCAUCGAGACAAAUAAUAUGGUCUAACCGAGUCCCAACAUCAAGUCUCCAUUUUCUGUUUACAAUGGCAAGUUUUGAAGAAUACUCGUUGAAAGGGAGUAGGGAUGGUAAUACUGCUUACAGCCUUCCUAAGCAUCCCUUCAAAAGAUUCCAAGCAACAUUGGACAAGUUUAUAAAAGUUGCCUUGCCAACAGACAUUGAACGUCUUUGUAGACACCAGGUCAACAUGGAAAAGUUUUACAAGUCAGAAUUGUGGCGUGAGUUGACAGCAGAGCAGAUCAAUGCUGCAAGGACAGUUCAGCAAGUGAAAGCAAAUAUAAGUCAAAUGGAAAACACCAGAAAACAAGUGCUUGACUCUGAAGUUCACCUUUUUGAUGAGAAAGUGGCACCAAUUAAAGAGGAGGCCAUGGCUACAGUGAGAUCUUUCCGUAAAGUUCAGAGACUAUAUUCUCAGCAAGGUGCCUUGCAAAAAGGUCAGCUGGGUAGGGAAGUAAAAGGGGAGACGCCACAGCUUCACCCAGACCACCAGCAACUACAGCAACUACAGCAACAUGUAAUAGAUGAGUCAGCAGUUGCAUCUUGGGAUGCACUAAGAGAUAGCCUUAAAGAAUUGAAUGAACUUAUCCAUGAUUUUGCCAGUAUUGUUCAUGACCAGCAGUCAUCGCUUGACACCAUAACAGACAACAUUGAACAAGCCCAUAGUAAUGUACAGGUGGCGACAGUCGAACUUGGGAAGGCAAGCAAGCUGAAGGCUGCCAUGUAUCCUGUCAUGGGUGCUGUGGUGGGCGGAGUGGCUGGUGGACCUGUUGGGCUAGUGAUGGGGAUGAAAGUAGGGGCAGCGGUAGCCUUCGGGGGAGGCGUACUGGGAUACUUUAGUGGGCAAUACAUCAAGAAACACAGACAAGAAGCCACCGAAAUUGAACUAAAAAAACUCAGUUCAAGUCACCAGAAUCAAAUAGUUAAGAAAGGUCUCUAGGUGGAUGCAUGUUUUGUUGAGAGUGCCUUAACCAAAAAUGGUAGUUGUUGAACGCGGUCAGUUCCAUAUAAGAAGACUAUUCAAAUCCUUAUUUGGAAUACCUGCAAGCUCACAGUCGUUGUAAGGUUGCUGCAUAUCUGGAGCUUUGUAAACUUUUCAAAUUCGAAUUGAAAGACUAUGAUUUUGAGCAGUUUUGGUGAAUUGAGAGUGCCCCUGCAACACAACCGACAUUUUGGAGACGUCUUUCAGUACAAAAGAUGACAAACAAAUUGGAGUGUAAUAGUGCGAGAUUUAUAAAAAUAACUUCGUUAUAACUUUUUUUCUGAUUUGUAACAUUUACAUCGUACAGCAUUAUUCAGACCCGCUGUUUAUCGCGAUAUAUUUUACCUUUUGUAAUUAAAACAAGAGGCAACCUCAGAUGGGAACAAUAACGUAGUGAGACUUGCCUCUGAACUAAUUAUAUGAAUGCUGCAUUUUAAUUUGUUAUGACAUACUAAAAGCAAGAUCAAUAAAGUCGCCAAUGAUCAAGGA
This is a messenger RNA of Nematostella vectensis (starlet sea anemone), 1676 nucleotides long. Its product is annotated as syntaxin-17. The transcript has 8 exons. Lineage: Eukaryota; Metazoa; Cnidaria; Anthozoa; Actiniaria; Edwardsiidae. Gene Ontology annotation, cellular component: SNARE complex; endomembrane system; plasma membrane. Bases 234 to 1145 code for a protein of 303 amino acids. Gene Ontology annotation, biological process: intracellular protein transport; exocytosis; vesicle fusion. Gene Ontology annotation, molecular function: SNARE binding; SNAP receptor activity. The record is from RefSeq and is a predicted model, not a curated record.